Molecule: messenger RNA, 1653 nt
Organism: Saimiri boliviensis boliviensis (Bolivian squirrel monkey)
Lineage: Eukaryota; Metazoa; Chordata; Mammalia; Primates; Cebidae
Gene: GPX5
Product: glutathione peroxidase 5
Biological process (GO): response to oxidative stress
Molecular function (GO): glutathione peroxidase activity
Source: RefSeq, a predicted model, not a curated record
CAGGAAUCCUUGCAGCCCUGCAAUUGGCCUCUGGGGGCUUGGGCUAAGUCCCUGCCAAAAUACCAAAAGACUGCAGAGGUGGGCAAGGACCUCAGGCCUCCAGACUAGCAGGCCACGAGCACUGGUCAUGACUGUACAGUUAAGGGCCGUCCGUCUGCUCCCCGUUCUCCUAGCCUGCUUUGUGCAAGCAAGUCCCAAGCAGAAGAUGAAGAUGGAUUGUCACAGAGAUCAAAAAGGCACCAUCUAUGACUACGAAGCCAUCAUGCUGAAUAAGAAGGAAUAUGUUCCCUUCAAGCGGUAUGUGGGCAAGCACGUCCUCUUUGUCAACGUGGCCACCUACUGUGGUCUGACAGCGCAAUAUCCUGAACUGAAUGCACUCCAGGAGGAGCUGAAGCCCUUUGGUCUAGUUGUGUUGGGCUUUCCCUGCAACCAGUUUGGAAAGCAAGAACCAGGAGAUAACAAGGAGAUUCUUCCUGGGCUCAAGUAUGUCCGUCCAGGGGGAGGAUUUGUACCCAAUUUCCAGCUUUUUGAGAAAGGAGAUGUGAAUGGUGAAAAAGAACAGAAAGUCUUCAGCUUCUUGAAGCACUCCUGUCCUCAUCCCUCUGAGAUUUUGGGCACAUUCAAAUCUAUAUCCUGGGACCCUGUCAAAGUCCAUGACAUCCGUUGGAACUUUGAAAAGUUCCUGGUGGGUCCCGAUGGAAUCCCUGUCAUGCGCUGGUCCCACCAGGCCACAGUCAGCUUAGUCAAGGCAGACAUCGAGGCCUACUUGAAGCAAUUCAGAACCAAAUAGGAAGGUGGGGUUAAGGGCAGGAGCCAUCCUGCUUCUCGCCUAACGACUUGCUCCCUCUCCCCACCCAAAAAAGGAACAUGCAUCUUCUUGACAUCUUCCAUGUAGGAAGAGGAACACUCUCUUCCUACAUGGGCUCCCCAUGAGUAACUCACCUCCACUUACUGCCAGAGUUCCACUCUCCACAAACUAGAUCUAUAUUUGGAAGGCUACUGCUCAUUUGCCCCUCAAGAGUAUGUGGGUGAAGACUGAAAAAAACGGAAACCUAAAAUCCCCAGACCUCUGUUAAAGGCUGAACUACUCAUAUCCACCAGAGGGAGAUCGUCCUUCUGUAACAGUGUUUCAGCCGGCCAUCACAUCCUGAAGAACAGCAUUCCUAGACAUCCUGACUCUUCCAACUCUCUCCACCCUAGGGAUGUAGAAACAGCAAUGGGAUCAUAGUCACACAAUUUAGGUUCUACUUCAUAACAUUUUUUGUCCCCUAGGACAAACAUGUAUCAUCAGUUUCCAAUUGUUUUGUCUCAGUUUUCAUCCAUGACACCCCUCCCCCCACCAGCCAUUCUCCUAUGGGAGCAAGAACAUUGCUUCACAAGAAUAGAGGGACUCUCCAUGCUGGUGGGACCCAGAACCUCUCUGUUUGGCCCUACAAAAGUCUUCCUUAUUGUCUGGUCUUCAGUGCCUUCAGGUUAUGGCACCUGGGCAGGAAUGCCCUUUAUCUUCUGAAGGAUGGGCUUUCCCAUCUCAACCCUGGAUUCCUCAGCUUCAAAAUGAGCCCUGCCACUGCCUCCAAUAAAAUGUUUUCUGCAGCAUCAAAGAUCUCUAUGGGGAUUUUAAAAUCCUAUCUGGUGCUUGAACUCGUUUUAUCU